AUGACCAGUACAAGUGCGUGCGACCGCUGUGCCAAAACAGUGAAACCGGACGAAGACCACAUCGAAUGUAUGGGGAUUCUUCGCGAGAAAAUCAAUUUGUUCUGGAAGUGUGAUGAAUGUAGCAAGUUCAUGAAGUACACCCGAUUCAGAAACACUGUUUCAUCCCUCGGUAACGUAAUUUCGACGGUGAUAGGCAGUCAGCUGACCGGUUUAUCCGAGCUGAAAACCGAAAUGGCCAAAAACAACAAUCAGGUCGCUCAACUCACUCACAUAGUUAAUGCUGCUACCCCAGGUACAUCUGCUAGACCGAAUCAUGAUCGCCCCUCAAAACGCCGUCGAGGUGAUACGGAAACACCGACUAAACCGACAACUGGAACAAGAGUCAUUGGAACUAGCGAUACGCUCGCUGUUAAUGCUCCAUCAAGCCUGUUUUGGUCAUUCUUAGUUUUAUCGAUGGCAUUGGCCAUAGCGCUUGGAGCGGCCGUCGAGAAACCUGUCAAGGAAGUGGAUACAGAAAAGGAUUUGAAAACGGAAUCGAGUGGGAAAGUGCAUGAAAAGCGUGGUCUCUAUGAUUUUGGAUAUGGAAGCACUCCUGAGCUGCAGGGUGGAUUCAAACCUUCAUUUGGAUUCGAUUUCAGUGCACCGCAUCAAUAUGAAGUGAAAGAAGAUCAUCACACGAUCAUCACCAAGAACAUUCCAGUUCCAUAUCCAGUGGAGGUGGAAAAGCAUGUGUUUGUAGAGAAAAAAGUACCAGUUCAUAUUGAUCGUCCGGUGCCAUAUCCUGUGACGGUCGAAAAGAAGGUUCCAUACAUUGUUGAAAAACAUAUUCCGUUCCACGUUGACCGACCAGUUCCAUACCCGGUAAAGGUUCCAUAUCCAGUAGAAGUAGAAAGGAAAGUUCCCGUUUAUAUUGAGAAGAAAGUUCACGUAGAUCGUCCAGUUCCAUAUCCAGUCCACGUGGAAAAGAAGGUCCCAGUGUACAUCGAAAAGAAGGUCCCAGUGUACAUCGAGAAGAAAGUUCCGGUUCCGUACGAAGUCAAAGUUCCGGUAGUUCAAAAAGUUGAAGUUUCGGUGCCUAAACCAUAUCCAGUCCACGUUCCAAAGCCAUAUCCGGUUUACAUCGAGAGGGAAGUCAUCAAGCACGUUGAUCGGCCUGUUCACGUAGAAGUUGAGAAGAAGGUUCCAGUCCCAGUUGUGCAGAGAGUUGAAGUUCCACAACCAUAUCCCGUCUACAUCGAGAAGCCAGUCUACGCCGAAAAGCACGACACUCAUCACAGCGAAGGACACCAACAUUUAGAUCAUCGAAACGGUGACUACAUUGAACAACCUAUCCACGUAGUCGAAGAACAUCAUCAGGAAGAAACUCAUCACGAAGAAAGCGAUCAGCAUGAGCAUGAACAGCAUGAGCAUGAACAGCAUGAGCAUGAACAGCAUGAGCAUGAACAGCAUGAGCAUGAACAGCAUGAACAAGAUCACCAAGAACAAAAUCAUCAAGAACUAAAUGACUAUGGUCAUGAUCAGCAAGCCUACGCUGAGUCAACCAAGAAAGAGGUCAAGAGUGUGAAACCAGCAGCAAAGUCUUCGAAAUCAGCAGAACCCAAGCACCAGGAACAGCAUCAUCAUAUCCCAACGCUCCUCGCAAAGAAUGAGCAGUAG
Molecule: messenger RNA, 1656 nt
Organism: Ochlerotatus camptorhynchus
Lineage: Eukaryota; Metazoa; Arthropoda; Insecta; Diptera; Culicidae
Product: titin-like
Exons: 3
Coding region: 1-1656 (551 amino acids)
Source: RefSeq, a predicted model, not a curated record